GACAGGUGCUUGAACCAAUGCGCUGCUCUACCUCCCCUUGUUGCCUUCGCGUCCACAUCGCUUUUGUUUUGAUUCCACAGCUAGUGGGCGGUGUUUGAGCCGGUGAUGUCACACUUCUUGAAGACAAGGGGGCGGACCCUGUGUUCUGCAGGGUGAAGUAAGAAGGCAUCUGGUGCCGCUGAUAGAGGCUGAGCCUGGAGCUGGGCGAACUGAAGCCUUUAUCCUGGACAUAGCGGCUGGAUGCAGAAGGACACACGGAGCCGAGGGGAGACGCGUCAGGCAGGGCAGACAGCCUUCAAAACAGUAGUUGGAUAGGAGUCAAUACUUCUGCUCCUCUGAGCAUCAGCAGCAAUGUCUGGAAUCGGUUACGCUGACAGAAGCAAAUAAAAAUACUUCAGACGUUUUCUAAUUCCUUGGAAACAAGACUUGAAAAGAGAAAUUCUACAAACCAUGGGCCUCAGAAUGCAGCUACACAGAAUAUUUCCAAAUUGGAAGAGUUCUUAAUGCAACCAUAGUUUUAACAAAGAUGGAGGUCUUCUAGUUUAUCCCUUCUGCUCCUGCUGCUUGCAAAGCAGCGCCACUACAUGAUCACAUGACUCUGGAUAUGGACUCAGUCCUGUCAGACUUUGUUCGGUCCACAGGGGCUGAACCGGGUCUGGCAAGGGACUUGCUUGAAGGAAAAAACUGGGAUCUCACUGCAGCUUUAAGUGACUACGAACAACUUCGACAGGUGCACACAGCAAAUUUGCCUCAAGUAUUUAACGAAGGGAAAUACUAUAAGCAGCAGCAGGAGAGAGAAAUCACCCAACAUAUCAAUAAAAUUGAGAAACCAAACCUCCAAAGACAGGAUGACAUUGCUCAAGAAAAGAGACUCUCCAGAGGCAUUUCCCAUGCCAGCUCAGCCAUUGUUUCCCUUGCUCGGCUCCAUGUGGCCAAUGAAUGCAGCAGCGAGCCAUUUCCUCUUGAAAUGCCCAUCUACACAUUCCAACUACCAGACCUCAGUGUGUACAGUGAAGACUUCAGAAGCUUUAUUGAACGGGACUUAAUUGAGCAAUCAACAAUGGUGGCUUUAGAACAGGCAGGGAGAUUAAACUGGUGGUCAACAACAUGUUUAAGUUGCAAACGUCUUCUGCCCUUAGCAACAACUGGAGAUGGAAAUUGUCUUUUACAUGCUGCCUCUUUGGGGAUGUGGGGAUUUCAUGACAGAGAUCUGGUUCUGAGAAAAGCCCUUUAUACUAUGAUGAGGAACGGAGCUGAAAGGGAUGCACUGAAAAGACGAUGGAGGUGGCAACAGACACAGCAGAACAAAGAGUCUGGGCUGGUUUACACAGAGGAUGAGUGGGAACGAGAGUGGAACGAACUACUAAAGUUGGCAUCUAGUGAACCCCGGACACACUUCAGCAAAAAUGGAGGCUCUGGUGGUGGAGUUGAUAAUGCAGAAGACCCAGUGUAUGAGAGCCUGGAAGAGUUCCAUGUGUUUGUACUGGCCCAUAUUUUGAGGCGACCCAUUGUUGUAGUUGCAGAUACAAUGCUCCGGGACUCUGGGGGAGAAGCCUUUGCACCUAUCCCUUUUGGCGGAAUCUAUUUACCUCUUGAAGUCCCACCCAACAGAUGCCAUUGCUCACCCCUGGUCUUGGCCUACGAUCAAGCCCAUUUCUCAGCACUUGUGUCCAUGGAGCAGAAAGAUCAACAACGUGAGCAAGCUGUGAUCCCUUUAACUGACUCAGAACACAAGCUUCUACCUUUGCACUUUGCGGUUGAUCCUGGGAAGGACUGGGACUGGGGCAAGGAUGACAAUGAUAACAUCAAGUUAGCCAGUCUGAUCCUUUCUCUGGAGGCCAAACUGAACCUUCUGCACAGCUAUAUGAAUGUAACCUGGAUACGCAUCCCCUCAGAAACACGGGCACCCUUGGCUCAACCCGAAUCCCCGACAGCUUCCACAGGAGAAGAUGUACAGUCACUGGCGGAUUCCAUGGACUCUGAUCGAGACUCCAUCUGUAGUAAUUCUAAUGUCAACAAUGGAAAAACUGGGAAAGACAAAGAAAAACAAAGAAAGGAGAAGGAAAAGAAUAGAACUGAUUCAGUGGCAAAUAAGCUUGGAAGUUUCAGUAAAACACUGGGUAUUAAGUUGAAAAAGAACAUGGGGGGUCUUGGGGGAUUAGUUCAUGGCAAAAUCAGUCGAGCUAAUUCAGGCAAUGGGAAGAAUGGGGACUCAACUGACAAAGUUAAAAAGUCCAAGUCUCGGAAGGGAAGCAAAGAGGAAUCAGGACAGUCUGCUAGUACUUCCCCAUCUGAGAAAACAACUCCAUCACCCACCGAUAAAGCUAGCAUUUCUCCUGUUGAUAAACUAACCAACAGAUCACUUUCAGAUAAUAAGUCUGACCCAUGGAAAUAUAGCACAGAUGUAAAACUCAGCCUUAAUAUAUUGAGAGCAGCCAUGCAAGGGGAACGUAAGUUUAUCUUUGCAGGACUUCUUCUCACCAGUCACCGACAUCAGUUCCAUGAGGAAAUGAUUGGUUUCUACUUAACCAGUGCCCAGGAACGUUUCAAUGCUGAGCAAGAGCAGAAAAGGAAAGAGGUUGAGAAGAAAGCUGCUGUCAAUGGAUCAUCGAGUAGAAAGCUAGAUCAAGAUGGUUUUGCGAAAGAUAAGCUGGAUUCCUCACCUCAGGACAGGGCAUCACCAAUCUUGCCUCAAAGCCAUACAACACAGCUUGUUCUAAAACUCAAAGACCGUUCCAGUCCAACCCCAACAUCAUAUCCCUCACCCAACAAUGGUGCUAAAAAAUGUGGCCCCAUUCCAGUAUCUGCACACUAUAGCCAUACACCUCCAGUCCAAAGGCAAAGUGUUAUCCAUUUACAUGAUGUCAACUCCAAGUCGCCAAGCUUCCAAGAUAACCCUUAUAGGCCAACAAUAGGCUCCUUAAAAACUUGUGCUACAUAUCCCCAACAAAACCGGUCGUUAUCUUCACAAAGUUAUAGCCCGGCAAGGUUAUCUGGUAUACGCACAGUGAACACAGUGGAAUCUCUUACAUAUGAAAAGCCUUCAGAGCAUAAAUCUCAGACAUAUACAAACGGGUUUAACUCUAGUGAUAUCAGAGACUGCUUGGAAUAUGCUGAUGAGGAAACCUCUCAGACACGGUUGAACAAUGACAAAAACAGCAGAGGCAGAAGCACAGGUUGUCCAAUCUAUUUACUCCAUCAGAGCAGGUGUAAAAGAGAGAAUUGUUCUUUUUAUGGGCGUCCUGAGACUGAAAAUUACUGUUCUUACUGCUACAAAGAGGAGUUGAAGCGACGGGAUAAGGAAAGUAAAGUUCACAGGCACUGAAUGGUCCACACCACAUCUAUCCUUUUAUACAUGCAAAACUUCAAUACUAAACUCACUUUAAUUGUAAUAGAACAAAUUAGCCAAAUUAGAAUAAAGACAGGGAUGAAAUGACACUGGUAUGUGGGUAAUAAUGUAAAGGCAUAAUACCUUUAUAUUGCGUUUAUCCCUGCUCAUGUUCAUGUGUUAAGCUGAAAGGUUGUUUAUAUCACAGUAAGCGUGUGGUUAUUAUUAACUAAGGUGCCUGAUUUUUUUUCUAUCUCUCAGGUAAGUAGAAAGAAACAUUCAAUAUUUCUAAUAUCACUAUUGGCUUUGUGCAGUCAGAGAUGAUCUUUGGCUUUCAUGGUUUUAUUGAUUUCCUAGGUGACCCAAGCAUACAUUUCUACUAACUUUUUAGUCACUUCAUGUACAUUUUACAUUUAAAGGUUUUGUAAUGUGGUCUUCAUUUUUGUGGAUCGUGGCAACAAUAAAGAGAAAAAGAUCUUGUGAGGCUGAAAACGGCAUGAACCAUUCUAAAUGCAAAAGUCACUAUGAAUCAUCUAUCCUGAAAAUGGGAUUCCUUGAAGGGGGAAUUAGUAUUGCAAGACUAAUUAGGUCAUUAGCAGACAAAGAGGGCACUUUAUCUUACUCGAAUAUAAUGCAGCUGUUCCCAUAUUCAUAACUGCCAUUCUGUCCUUUAUUGUCCAUAAUGCAAUACUGAUGGAAAAUGCCCAGGGACAUGAUAAACCAUAGUUGACAUCUGCAUGUUCCUUACAAUAUAACUAUUUCAAGGUCAGGGCAACUGGAAUCAUAUCAAGAACUAAAGCAGAGAUACCCUACUAUUAAUUGUGGCAGAUCAACAAUACUUUUUGCAGUGAUGUCAGACUCUCAGACACUCCUAAACCAGUGACUGGACUGUGAGAGUUACAGUUCACAGAAGAAAUAGUUAUGGGCUAAGCAUCUUAAGGUCACUUAUUAGACUAGAGGCUGAUUAUCUAACUUAGGCGCUAUAUAAUACCAGUGCAGAUGCCAGGAGCAUCUAUUCACUUACUAGUUUUGAUCAAACAACUACAGGUAAUGCAAUUAAAGUAAUGCAAUGAUAAAGUUUAGUACCUCUUAGUAAAUAAGCCGACAUAACUUAAUAAAGUAAACAAGGGAAAUAUCUAGGCACUUGUAGGCUUGGAUACCAAUUUUCUACUUUUUCUCACCACUAUUCUGUGUACUGUGUACAGGGGAAUACUGCAAUCAGGUGUGAUAAAUUCAGUAUAAAAUAUAUUAUUUUCAGCCAUAAAUAAAAUAUAUUAUUUUCAGCCAUAUAUAUUUUUAGGGUUUAAUUGUACUUUAAAGAGUCAGGAAACCUACAUCUUUUAAAAAUGGUGUAGCCUGUGCUAUCAAUAAGAUUUACAGUUGUUCUGCAGGUCUUUUUGGCUUUUACGUUUGCACUGGCCCUAGCAACUAGUCUGUUGUGUGGAUGACAGAUUAUAAUUGGACUCUAGCAUCACAUUCAAACUGUGCACUGGUUGCUAGGCUCGGGGACUAUUCCAAGCAUUAACCUUGGUAGGCUUUCAGUGGGAGAGAAUAGUAUCUUCAGUUUAUAUACUCCAUUUCAGAAUCAUCCCAAAUAUUCCUUUAGUCUAGGCAGGUGUGUUUUAAAGAACCUUUUGCGUGCUACACAUCCCCUUUUGUCUUUGACUGAGAGCAUCCAUUCAGUGUAAGGUUUUCAUUGCUUUAGAAUGUGCUUAGUGACAAUCACCAGGCAAGAUGCUUGCUUCUGAAUUCACUGCUGCUCCAUAUGUUCCAGCCAAACACAUUAUAAACAACUUCAGCUUCAUAAGGUAUAGCCUACAUGUCAUAAUAAAUAUCUCAGUUUGCA
Messenger RNA from Xenopus laevis (African clawed frog), 5174 nucleotides. RefSeq names its product OTU deubiquitinase 7A S homeolog (gene otud7a.S). NCBI's taxonomy places the organism in Eukaryota, Metazoa, Chordata, Amphibia, Anura, Pipidae. Gene Ontology annotation, molecular function: K63-linked polyubiquitin modification-dependent protein binding; DNA binding; cysteine-type deubiquitinase activity. The transcript is spliced from 14 exons. Bases 593 to 3325 code for a protein of 910 amino acids. Gene Ontology annotation, cellular component: cytoplasm; nucleus. The record is from RefSeq and is a predicted model, not a curated record. Gene Ontology annotation, biological process: protein deubiquitination; protein K48-linked deubiquitination; protein deubiquitination involved in ubiquitin-dependent protein catabolic process.